AGUGCACGUUCUGGCGUCGAAGCAUCUACAGCUACUGCCGAUACGGUCGCACAAACCAUCAACAGUCGAAAUCGCAAUAUCUUUACGCGUUUAGCAUAACACAACGUUAUCGUAUUAUUAUAUUGUACACGGUGUACAGUAGUUUUCGAAAAUAAUAACUCGAUACCAGGUUCAGUGACAGUUCGUGUGGAAAAAGUUUGCUGAUAAUAAAAUGAGUCGGUUACUUACGGUGUUGGUGUGCGUAGUGGUGAUUUUAGCGUUAGGAGACCGCUCCGAAGCUUAUUGUGGAUUACGAUCCGGUGACGGCAACGACGGAGGCGGUGUAGACAGUUUCAUAACGUGUCUCAAAGCCAAGGCAAUCGUUACAAUGGACCGCAUGUCACGGGACGAUUCAUUGCCCGUAACCGGAUCAGUGGCCUUAGUUCACGGAGACUUAGCUCACCGUCGGCAACGAUCGGAACAAAGUCCAGUGGUUAACGAACAAGAACUUCAAUCAAAACCAGACGAAACCCUCAACCAUAUGCUCUACGAAAAAGCGGUUGGACUUCUCAGCGGCCGGGUUAUUAAAGUUGGUUUACCUGAACUCACACCAGACGAGUUGAGGACAGCUUUGGAAGAAGGUCGUGGAAAAAUGAAGAAAAACAUGGGAAUGAUGAUGACGAUGGUCGGCAUGAAGGCAAUGAUGAUCAUCCCGCUGGCACUUGGCCUACUGUUUCUGAUGGCCGGUAAGGCAUUGAUCAUCAGUAAAAUAGCACUGAUUCUGUCACUGAUCAUCACGCUCAAGAAACUCUUAUCGAAGUCUGGCGGCGGCGGCGAGCACAUUAUGCACGAGAGCCACUCGUCAUCAGGUUCCGGAUGGCCGUCCGGUGGAAGUUCAGGCGGUGGAGGCUGGGACAAGAGAUCUUCGUCGUCGUCGUCUGAGGCUGCUGCUGCUGCAAGUCAAAUUUUGGCUUACAGAUCGUAUAACAGGCCAUAUUAAAUAUAUAAUUACAAAAGUUAAAAUUAAAGCGUUAUUCGACAACGUGUAUACGUCACAUUGUUAUGAUACGAUUAUUUAUUUUAUUAGUUAGUAGUAUUUAUUAUAAUUUAUCAUUAUUAUAUUAUUGUUCAAAAGAAUAAUUUCAACCAUUUAUAUAUAUAUAUAUAUAUAAUAAACUGCCAAGUUCUGACUCUAAGACCACAGCCAUACGAUAAAAAAUUAUAAUAUUUAAAUAACAUUUGAUGUUGUUAUAUUAAUAGGACUUUACAAUAUUAUAAUAAUUUAUUCAACGCUCACCAUUUUUUUUUUAUGUACUGUAUAGCGUGUUAUUUUUCUACAUUUUCCAUUCGUUUAUAAAUUGCACUA
Rhopalosiphum maidis (corn leaf aphid) is the source of this 1345-nucleotide messenger RNA. RefSeq lists its product as uncharacterized. The transcript has 2 exons. The coding region runs from base 212 to 979 and encodes 255 amino acids. Lineage: Eukaryota; Metazoa; Arthropoda; Insecta; Hemiptera; Aphididae. The record is from RefSeq and is a predicted model, not a curated record.